AUGAAGGAUCACACAGUCCUCUUCACCGUCCUCAACCAGCGAAGUGACAUCCUGCUCCAGGUCCGCGUCAAUCCCUACGCAAUCGUGUUCGUGGCCACCAGGAGGCGGCAUUAUGAGUUUCCCGUGUCCUUCCUUUCGGACGGCUUGUGGCACAGAGUUGCAAUUGGUGUUUCCCUGAGCAAAGUGGAGCUGUAUGUGGACUGUGAGCUGGUUGAAAGCGUGAGAUGGAAAAAUUACUUCGGGAUGGAAAUAACCACAGAAGGUUUGGUCAUUGUAGGAGGUCUCAUUGAAGCCUUUGAGUCACCAUUUGAGGGGCUACUCCAGCAGUUACUGUUUGUUAUGGGGGAUCCCACAGCAGCUGAGGAACACUGCAUCAGGUACAGCCAAACAUGCACCAACGUUUCCAGUGCUAAACUGCUGCUCGACACCCAUUCCUCUCGGGAAGAAUUGUCUCUUCUACCAGCGCAGCCUGAGCAGGUGUGUAAAUCAGACUUUGUGUUUUACGGAGCAAUGAAAAGCAGGGGACGAAGGUGCAGCUGUCCAAAGAGCAGUAACUUUGUGCGAAGGGUGGAGAAGAAUAUGGUACCACCAACAGGUGUGCCCGCCUUUCGCUUUACGGCCUUCGAAAUAUUGGUCCUCUUCUCGGAAGCCACCGAGUUAGUGCUGAAGCCAUUCGCUGUUGGUGGGAACGACAGAUGUGGCCGCAUGAGUUCUGAGGAUACAACCUCGAGAACGUACACGAGAUCCACCUUGUCUUGGAUCCUCACUAAAGGCUCCACCAGGAACGUUCCCAAUGCUAAUCCAGCUGCUACAAGCUAUAGCCCAGAGAGAAGGGUCCCAGAUGGUCACCAUAAGAGCACUGGCCUGCUCAACCUGACUUACAACCCGAUCACAGACACCGUGCGAGGCCGGGCCGGUGCCAACGUCAGCAGCCACAUGCGUGUGGUAAAGGCUAAGGGUGGCCCGAAUUCCGUUCUCCUGCUCCCCGGCUCCGAGCGUAAAAGUUCGCUGAAGGGAAACAGCAGGUUGGAUGAUUUAAGGGCUGCUGUGAAACCGGAUCAGUCCGUUGGAGAAGAAUUCCUCAUCUCCACGUCGGAAGAUCACACGGUGAUCGGGCUCGAGCCAAAGGGAGCCGGGGUGUUGCCGAUGGUUUCCGACAAGCUUUCUGCAUUGUCCAUCCCAACCCCACGAGGUGCCGUCCUUCCACGAGGUGAAGGAAUUGCCUUAGAGCACCACAAAGAUCUUCAGGACGAACGCACUCGGAACGCGAAGCAGCCAAGCUGGUACAGAACGGAGUUUGACCUGAAUGUCGCAGAGCACUCCGGAGGAGAGGAUGACAAAGAAGGGAGUGAGGAGUGGGAGCAGAGGGAAUUGACCGACCGGUGGAGCGUUAACUGGUCCGCGAAGAGCACUGCCGUCCCCACACUAAUCGGCCCAGAGCGUAACGGGCAAUCGGGCAGGAGAACAGGUCCUCCAGGGCCAACUGGUCCAGUAGGUGAACCUGGGCCUCCAGGAUAUCCAGGACCUAAAGGAGACAAACAAACCCCCAUCUAUCAGAUGCUGCAGUCGGGCUGGCCUAGUCAUUAUGGCCCUCCAGGAUCUCGUGGACGUCCGGGGACCCCAGGAAUUCCUUGUGACGAUUCUUUACUUAAACAGGGUGUUCCAGGAAUACAAGGAGAUUCAGGAAGUCCAGGCUUCAGGGGAGAGGAGGGCCUCGUGGGGCCGAGGGGAUUGCGAGGAGCUCCCGGUCGAAAGGGAUUGGACGGAGAUCCCGGAGAAGGGGGCUCGCCAGGACCCCGGGGCCUGACCGGAGAACAGGGACCGCAAGGCUACAUGGGAGAGCUGGGAAUCACUGGCGAUCGAGGGGAGCAAGGUUUCUGUGGACUGCCGGGAGAGCUCGGGGACAAAGGACAGAAAGGAGAGAAGGGCGCCAGAGGUGUAUUCGGACUUCCUGGCUCAGUUGGGGCUCCUGGCAUAAAGGGAUUGAAAGGGGGACCAGGUUUACAGGGACACAGAGGCCCAGCAGGAGACCGCGGGAUAAUAGGACCACCAGGUCUGGCCGGGCCUGAGGGUGACGCAGGACCUCCGGGACCCAGGGGAGUGCCAGGGGUCAAUGGCACUGAGGGGGAAAUUGGAUCCCCGGGUUUACUUGGUCCGCGAGGCCCUCAGGGCCCACAAGGAGUUGACGGAAGACGAGGAUUGCCAGGACUGAGGGGUCACAGGGGUCGACCUGGAUUAGAUGGCUUCCCUGGUCCAAACGGGAUGAGUGGUGAAGAAGGAUCACCUGGACCAAUAGGGGAGCCUGGACUUGAAGGCCCGAUGGGAUUAAUCGGGAUGGCAGGAGCCAGAGGGCCCCCAGGUGACCCAGGGAAAAGAGCCACAGAUGGUGAACAAGGGAACCUCGGAGACAAAGGAACUCAAGUGCGGGCCUCCUGGUGCGUUUGGGGAAAGCGGACCAUCAGGACCGAGAGGACCACCUGGGUUCCCCGGAAUUGCAGGCCACAAGGGGCAGGUCGGGCUCGGGGAUCUCAAGGUGAAGAUGGAGUGAUGGGUCUGCAGGGAGAGAAAGGACUUGUAGGACACAAGGGAAACAGAGGACCUGGUGGUCCCAAAGGAAUUCGAGGGAUAAGAGGAUACAGGGGGCGUAGUGGUCAGAGUGGCCUGGUCGGACAGCCGGGACCACGAGGAUUAAAAGGCCAACGAGGGAUCCGGGGAGCUGAAGGAAAGCCUGGUACACAGGGUGCGAAUGGCAUUGCCGGUGACUCUGGACAGAAAGGGCCACAAGGUUACAGAGGAUUGCGGGGUGAUCAAGGAAUGGAUGGACCACCAGGACCUCUGGGGCCUCGAGGGCAUUCAGGACAAGAUGGCAUUCCUGGGCAAACUGGUGAAAGGGGCUCCACUGGCAAACCCGGCCCCUCUGGACCACAAGGAUCUGUGGGCAUGUAUGGAUUUCCGGGGCCUUUAGGUGAACGAGGCAGACCAGGAACAAGGGGAGAGAAGGGAGAAGUGGGGAAAAGGGGAGUGCGGGGACCAUCAGGAAAUCCAGGUUUGAAAGGUCCCAAGGGUGUGCCUGGUGAGAGGGGACCUUCUGGACUUCAGGGCAGAAGAGGGGACCCAGGUCAGAAAGGACUUGAAGGAUUACCUGGGUUGAUUGGAAGCCCUGGAUCUGAAGGCCAUGCAGGGAAAGUUGGAUCUCCUGCUAGCCAAGGUCCCCCUGGGCCAGUCGGACCGCCCGGACUUCGUGGAUACCCAGGAAGAGAAGGACUCGUUGGAACUGAAGGACAUCUUGGACAUAAAGGUCAAAAGGGUGAAGUUGGGCCGCCUGGUGACGUUGGUGUGGUGGGACUGGAUGGAGAACAGGGUUCACCAGGUCUUGUAGGGGAGGACGGUUUGUCUGGACGUAAAGGAGAACAAGGAGAUCCAGGAAAUCCUGGGAUGCUGGGAGCAGAAGGAAUUCCGGGGCUGUUGGGGGGUGAGGGAUUGGAGGGAGGCCCGGGAGAGAUCGGAGAACCAGGACACGAGGGGGAAACGGGACUGGACGGCGACCAAGGAGAUCCUGGGAUAAAAGGAACAAAGGGAGAUGUCGGCUCUCUGGGCCCACCUGGUUCAAUAGGACUGAUCGGGAUCACAGGAGACAGAGGCAAACGAGGGCAGAAGGGAGAAAAGGGAGAGGCCAGCUUGUCGGGUUCCGUUGGCUUGAUUGGCAUAACGGGUCCUCCAGGACGUAUUGGCAGAGAUGGUGCACCAGGAUACAUGGGAUUUCUGGGUCAAGAUGGGCUGAAAGGAGAGAAGGGCCUCCCUGGAUCUAACGGGAUUGCUGGAGCUGUGGGAGACACAGGACUUCAGGGGUCACGUGGGCCACAAGGAAGAAAGGGGGAACGGACACCUGGGGUUCAGGGUCCGCCUGGUUUGGAGGGAGUCCGAGGUUUAUCAGGGCCUAAAGGAGAAACUGGAUCUGAGGGAAUGAAGGGUGAAAUAGGUUCGAAAGGAGUUCCUGGGCUUGAAGGGUCAGAGGGGCCGACCGGAGAGACAGGACUGCCUGGACAAGUAGGAUUGGAGGGGGCUUUGGGACAGCCGGGGUUACAAGGGGAUGUUGGAGAAGCAGGGCGAGAGGGACCCCGAGGUAGACCGGGCUCUGAAGGCAGGAGAGCGACCAAAGGACAAAAGGGGGACGGUGGUACAGCAGGCAAUCCAGGACUUCCUGGCAAGUCAGGAAGGGUGGGGAGGAGAGGAAAAGCAGGAUCGAGAGGGCAAAGAGGGAAGAAAGGUUUCAAGGGUCCGAAAAGUAGCACAGGCCACGCUGGGUAUCCUGGAGAUAAAGGACCUCCUGGACUUAGGGGACUGAGAGGAGAAAAAGGGACUCGGAAUCUGAAAGGACAAAAAGGUGCGAUGGGAGACUCUGGAUUUCCAGGGCCUUCUGGAGAUGAAGGACAGAAGGGGAGACCUGGACCUCAAGGUUUGAUGGGACCACCAGGUGCCAAGGGUGAGCAGGGCAAUGCUGGGGCGCAAGGCAUCAGAGGAGCAGAAGGAUUCCCAGGAUUGCUAGGUUUAGUUGGACCGAAGGGGCUCAAAGGCUUCGAGGGAUCUCAAGGGACAAGAGGUGCAAAGGGGCAAGCUGGCUCACGUGGUCCACCUGGUCGACCGGGACCUUCAAUGCAUCUGUCAGAAGAACAAUUACAGGUAAUUUACAAUAAAUCACGCCACUGGGAUUCACAAAGCAUAUGGAAAGCCCUCGAAGCGCUGAACAUGGACAUAAGGUACAUUGUUGACCCGCCCACGGGAACCAAAGACAACCCGGCUACAAGCUGCAAGGAACUGCAACUGUGCCACCCGCACCUCAGUGACGGUUACUUUUACAUCGACCCCAACCAGGGCUGCCCUUACGACGCUCUCCUGGUCUACUGCAACUUCACAGCUGGCGGAUCGACUUGUUUGCUGAACGUGGAAAGUGAGGCACCCACAAAAGCCUGGUUCAAAGAGGACAGGAGGGAGAACGCAUAUCACUGGUUCAGUUCUGUGGCUGGAGGAUAUUUGUUUAAAUAUCGUGGAGCAAGCACUGUACAGCUACGGUUCUUGAAGCUUCACAGUACGCACGCAACCCAAAAAGUGACCUAUAAGUGCAAAGUGGGGUCUGACUGGUUCAAGAUGAACGAGAGUACAGAACAGUCACCGAUUCAGUUCAUGGGGGACAACAGGAAGGAAAUCUAUAAUGGGCACAAGGACUUCUCCGUGCAGUUUGAUGGAUGCUCGCUGAACGAUUCAGGGACCGAAUUUGAAGUGAGCACCAACGAACUUAACCUGUUGCCUCUGAGAGACGUGGCCGUGUUUAACAACGGCAACGACGCUCAGGAGUUCGGAUUCUCUGUCGGUCACGUUUGCUUUUACUGAAAAGCUCAGGACCACUUUCUGGAGGAUGAAUGGGAACCCACAUACACCCUCACACACAAACCCGCACUCACACACAAACCCACACUC
Molecule: messenger RNA, 5475 nt
Organism: Callorhinchus milii (elephant shark)
Lineage: Eukaryota; Metazoa; Chordata; Chondrichthyes; Chimaeriformes; Callorhinchidae
Product: collagen alpha-1(I) chain-like
Exons: 65
Coding region: 1-5388 (1795 amino acids)
Molecular function (GO): extracellular matrix structural constituent
Source: RefSeq, a predicted model, not a curated record